Messenger RNA from Stegastes partitus (bicolor damselfish), 2251 nucleotides. Its product is annotated as solute carrier family 22 member 7-like. Gene Ontology annotation, molecular function: transmembrane transporter activity. Gene Ontology annotation, cellular component: membrane. Gene Ontology annotation, biological process: transmembrane transport. The transcript is spliced from 10 exons. The record is from RefSeq and is a predicted model, not a curated record. Bases 1 to 1578 code for a protein of 525 amino acids. NCBI's taxonomy places the organism in Eukaryota, Metazoa, Chordata, Actinopteri, Pomacentridae.
AUGAAAUUUGACAGCAUACUUUCAGAAAUCAAUGGAUUUGGAAAAUUCCAAAUCAAGCUAGUCUUGAUUCAGAUGAUCUCUCGGAUGACUCUGCCGUGUCACUUCCUGCUGAACAACUUCAUGGCUGCUGUUCCCUCUCACCACUGCAAUAUCAGUGCUCUGGAGGAUGGAGCCAUUUUUGGAAAUUUAACUUUACCCCAGAAACUGGCUGUUGGUAUACCAGCUGAGCAGGACGGGACUCCGAGCUCGUGUCACAUGUUUUCAAAGCCCCAGUAUCAAUAUCUGUCAGACUCAAACAGCACUGAGGCCACAUCUCCCGUAAAGUGUCAGAAUGGGUGGGUGUAUGACAACAGCACCUUUAAGUCUACUUUGGCAACAGAGUGGGAUCUUGUGUGCAGUAGAAAAGGGAUGAACAAGGCAACAGCCACCAUUUUUUUCAUUGGUGUGAUGACUGGAGCCCCUGUAUUUGGGUUUCUCAGUGACAGAUUUGGGCGACGGCCGCUUUUGCUGGCAUCUUAUUUAUUGUCUUUGAUGUUUGCAGUGCUGAGUGCAUUCUCCACAUCGUAUGUAAUGUUUGUCAUCAUGAGAUUUUUUACGGGGAUGUCACUCGCAGGGAUAAGUAUCAUCUCUAUUGUUUUAAAUAUUGAAUGGUUUAGCAUUGAUCACAGGACUUUCUCUGGUGUAAUCAUAAGCCUGGAUUGGACACUUGGGAACUGGCUUAUGGUUGGACUGGCAUACUGUGUGAAUGAGUGGAGGAUGCUCAUUCUGGCGGUGAGCUCUCCCCUAAUUCUGGCCACUAUUGCUUGGAGGUGGUUACCGGAGUCUGCAAGGUGGCUCGCAGCAAAUGGGAAAGCAGACGCUGCUCAUCAUUACAUUAUGAAAUGUGCUGAGAUGAACAACACAUCCAAGUGCAUGGCCAACAUCACACCAAUGACACUGUUGGAGUCUACAGAAACUGAGAGUGAAAAUAAGAAGUACACUAUUUUAGAUCUUUUCAGGACCCCAGAUAUUAGAAAAAUUGCUAUAUGCUCAGGUAUAGUGUGGUAUGGAGUUGCAUUUACAUAUUAUGGGAUAAGUCUGAACAUCUCCGGGUUUGGACUAAACCCAUACCUCACACAAUUUAUAUUUGCAUCCAUUGAAAUGCCGAUGAAGAUCGGUGUGUAUUUCUUACUGGAGAAAAUUGGUAGAAGGUUUAGCCAGAUGACAGCCCUGCUGGGAGCCGGUCUUUUUCUCUUCAUCAACAUGUUUGUUUCAAGAGACAAGUGGGUAAUUCGUACCGUCGUUGCAGUUCUUGGAAAAUCCAUGUCAGAGGCCUCAUUCACAAUCAUUUACCUCUUCACUACUGAACUCUAUCCUACAGUCGUACGUCAGAAUGGUUUAGGCUACACCUCGUUCAUAGCACGGCUGGGCGUGUCCGUUUCCCCGCUCAUCAUGCUAUUGGAGGACGUGUGGCAUCUCCUCCCUGCAGCCAUCUACUGUGCAGUGGCAGUCAUCUCUGGUUUAGUGGCCUCACUCCUGCCUGAAACAUUAAACUCCCGGCUGCCAGAGGUCAUUGAAGACAUUGAGAAACCAAGGUGAAGAGGAGCUGGUGUUGACAUGAGACAAUCAACAAGAAGGAAGGAGACUGAAUAAAAAUCCCACUCAUCAACAGUGUGAUCAUGUUAAUAAAUGAAGAUGAGUUCAUUUUGAAAUAAGACUUUUAUCAUGUUUUCCACAAUACCAUUGUUUCCGAUCCCAAUUACUACUUGCACCCAAAGCAUGUCAACCUGCAAUAAGCUAAAUAAGAACACAAUUUCUCGUUUUAUUUGAAUGAGACAGCUUAAGGUGCUGUGACGGUUUUGCAUAUGUGGGACAUUUCAUUGUCAUAUGUUGGAAGAUAAGCAGACAUUGAUAAUAAAUGGAGUUGGUAUUGACACAUUCUUGUGAAUAUAGCAGUGAAAUAACAAAACACAAUGUUGGGUUCUAAUGACGGUUUCCUAAAUACCUACUUAUUCUGUGUGAAUAAUCACAUCAAAUGAAUGAAAAUAGAUUGUACUUGUGUAUGUUGAUAAAAAAGAGAUAAUCUGUAUUGCAAUAUUCUCUCCUGAACUUGGACUGAAUGUGGAAGAUAUCUCUCCAUUGUUGACUGCCAACACAUGCAACAUUAACUAAUUAGCACCCAAAGUACGGAUAAUGUCAACAGGAAUAUCAGUUUUGUAGGUAUUUCCAUAAACCAAAAUACUGAAUAAACUUGUUUGGAUUCAUCCUUUGA